Molecule: messenger RNA, 825 nt
Organism: Blepharisma stoltei
Lineage: Eukaryota; Ciliophora; Heterotrichea; Heterotrichida; Blepharismidae
Source: the annotation of a GenBank genome assembly
AUGGAACCAAUCGAUGAUUUUAAUAGCGCAAACUCCCUAAUCGACUAUUUUACCUUUCUUCGUACUCCAAGAAAAUCUGGACGACGACCGAGCUACGAUACUUGGGUACUCAGCCUCUUUAACCGUGGAAAGAAAAGCUUGCACCCGAAAAAAGAAUAUUUAAGAUGUCAGCUCAUCAGAGGCCACAAAAGAAUCAAUAGAAACAUAAUGAAACUUAAAUUCCCCAAAAAAACUUUAAAUAAACUCAAUGAGCUAAACGAUGCAUCAGUGGCUGCAUUUGAUUUACUUAAAAAAUGCUUUGAGAAACACAGAGAAGAAUUAUCAAAGAUAAGUAGAACAGAGGAAGGCCCAGAAACUGACGGUAAAGCAAAAAGAUAUGAAAUCAAGCAAAAGUCAAAUAGAAGUUUUAAUCAUUUAUUCUGCAAAACGUAUUUUGAGAAAUUUUCAGUACGGGAAUCAUACCAUUAUUACGUCAGUUACUUAUUCUCAGACUUUAAUUUAGAUUCCCUUUGUAAAAAAUUCGGAUUUCGGUGCUGCUUAAUGGAAUCAGAACAUACACCAUACUGCUACCAAAAAUGGGGAAUUCUUCACAAUUACGCAGCAUAUGAAAUGCUGAAGGAAAUAGAAAUCCAGCCUUUUGUAGACCCUCAAAGUAUUAUUAUGACCAGAGCUGGAAACUGUACAGAAGAGCUUGCUCAGAUUAUGGGGUUCAUGAACUUUUUUAAAAAUGAUUUUCCUCAAGAAAUUAAAAAUCAAAUAGACGAAUUUGUAAAUUCCAACGAAAGAAAUAGUAGCCCAGAGUUUGCUAGUUUUGCUAACAAGUAG